AUUAGGUUUUGUACCAACACAACUACACAAAGUGUUUCAAAAGUUCAUAAUUUAUUAAAGAAUUUAGGUUUUGAAAUUAAUAAAGAAGAGAUUUUCACAUCUUUAGUUGCAUGUCGAAAUUUGGUAAUUUCACGUGGUCUUAGUCCAUUAGUUUUUCUUGAAGAUGAAGCAAUUGAAGAUUUCCAAGGAGUCUCAACUAAUGAACCAAACGAUUCGGUAGUAAUCGGUUUAUCACCUUCAAGUUUUCAUUACGAGAAGCUUAAUAAAGCAUUCAAAAUAUUGUCAAAUAAUCCGAGUUCAACAUUAAUUGCAAUUCAUAAAGGAAAAUAUUUUCGGGAUGAAAAUGGUUUAAGUUUGG
Molecule: messenger RNA, 358 nt
Organism: Entrophospora sp. SA101
Lineage: Eukaryota; Fungi; Glomeromycota; Glomeromycetes; Entrophosporales; Entrophosporaceae
Source: the annotation of a GenBank genome assembly